Messenger RNA from Caenorhabditis auriculariae, 6397 nucleotides. Lineage: Eukaryota; Metazoa; Nematoda; Chromadorea; Rhabditida; Rhabditidae. The record is from the annotation of a GenBank genome assembly.
AUGCCCGCUUGCAAACAUGGCAAAAACUGUUACCGUAAGAACCUGGAGCACCUGAAAGAGUUCCAUCCGGACCGGCAUGACCAGAUGACCGGUGGAACGGGUCUUGACAAGAAGGAGGAGGAUACGGUAGGAGGCGGGGCCAAGUCUGAGGAGGCGAUUGAGAAGGUGUGGUUUUGAUAGAAAAUUGGAGAAGCUUCGUAAGAUUUUUCUAAUUGAACCUCUAGGGGUAAAAAGUGGUCCCUAUAGGGGUAAAUCUUGAGUGAUCCUUUUAGGGGCUUAAGGUCUGACCCCUAGUCACUGAAGCUCAAGUGGCCCCUAUAGGGAACAAAAAGCGGUCUUUCGGGGGCCCUUAAAAACCUCUAGGGAGUAAAAAGCGGUCCCUAUAGGGCCGCUAGGUUUGUCCCCUCAGCCCUUGUAGCUCAAGUGGUCCCUAUAGGGCCCUUAAGCUUGACCCUAUAGGAACCUGUCAGGAGUUCCUAAGCUCUGAAGAGGAUUUUUUAAGCUUCGAAAUUUUCCGAACCAACUUCUAGGAGUCAAAAAUAAACUCAAGAUAUUUUAAAAAAAUUUAAUUUUUCUGAUUUUUUUACCCUUCUUCUAAGUCUAGCUUCAAUUUUUGAGCUAGAAACAGCUAUAAUUUUAAUUAUUAAGCCCUUUUUAGACUACAGAUCUGAAAAAAAUCAAUUCAGAUGGAAUGAUAUAAAGGAAAAAUUGAAAAAAACUGGUAAAAGUAACACUGAAAAUAUUAGUUACUGGUAAAUAAAAAAAUGUUUUUAAUCAAGUUCAUCCAUGUAAAAUGAUAAUUUGAUUAUUCGCCAAGUUCAGUGGUUCAAAGCGGCCCCGAAAAAGCGACAAAAGCCUUCGGCCAAGGCUCCAAAAAAAGAAGAGCGGGAAAAUGACCCAAAGGUUCAAAAUCUGAUCGACGCCGUCACGGCUGAAAGUCCGUCGCCCAAGGCCAAAAAAGCGAAAAUCGAGGAAAAUCCAAAGUUUUUUUUAAGAAAUAAAAAGAAAGAUACAUUUUUUGUUCAGUGAAGUCAACUCGGAAUGGAUUCCUGAAAUUGCGAGGAGAUUUUGGGAGGAGAGGGCGAAAAUAUUGAAUCCUGAAGCGCCGUUGGGUUGGUUUUAGUGAAAAAAUAUGGGAAAAGACUGAUUUUCGAGGAAAAUUUCAAGCUUUUUUGAACUUUAUAUAGUAAUUUUUGUAUUGAACUUCUGGAUCGAAGAGAUUUUUUGAACAGAAAGGAACAUAGGGGUUUUUUUAAAACUUUUUUUGACGGUGUUUUUUUAAAAAAUUUUAUCGGUUUAUGCUCUGUAUUUUUUUCAAAUUUAUUCCUCUUCUAACUGAAAUCAUAACGAGAAUUUCAUGACUGAACUCUAAAUUUUUGGAAAUUUUCACAAAAAAAUCCAGUUAUUCAUAGUUAUUUUUUUCAUUUUAAAAAAAGUUAGAAUACAUUUUUUGAACAAAAACUGACUUAUAUUUGCUUCAUAAAUUUUUUUAAUUAUUUCGAAAACUUUUUUUGAAAAAUUCAACCCAUUUGUUCAGACUGUCUAUCUUCCGUGAAAAGCGCUCGAUUAGCCGGUCCUUUUCGGAUUUUGAACGGUGAAAAAGGUAGCAAUCCAAGGAAUCUAUUGAUUUUUUGAGCCAAAAAAAAUUUUUAGUGGAAGAUCCAGUACUAUUGGACCGUUUUCUGACGGAUCUUCCCGAAAUGCAGACUUUUUUGACUCAUUCCGGUGGUCGAUACGCUUUUUGGAGGUCCAAAAAUAGUACUGCUUGAAAAAAAUACUGAAAAUCUUCAGAGACGACCCGAAAACUAAAGAACCUUUCAUUGUUCAUGCUGAAUCGCGCGAAUUUUUCCCGAAAUUGGAGGUUUUUUUUUGAUUUUUACUUUACAGCUGGUUUAUAGAAGGAAGGGUCACGGUGUUUUGGUAAGUGGGGGAACCAAAAAAAAACAGUGGGCGGAGCCAAAAUAUCCGCUGUUCCCAAGUGACGUCAUGGGAACGGCAGGGCGUAAAUAACAGGGCAUAUUAAAGGCGCAGGCCGCCGUAUUGCCAGAGGUCUUUUAAGACGAAUCGAAAUUUCUCUACAGAAAACUCAAUUUUCUGCGCCAAAAGCGGCGCAGUGCAUGCACACGACACACGACACUUUACGGAGAAAAAGUGGCGUCGUCGAAAAAACGCCGUGUCUUGGCACGAAGAAAAAAAGAACUUCCAGAAUUUUUUUUUGGCAAGCGGAUAAGAAGAGCUAAGGUGGGAAAAAAUCGAAAAGGAGAGAAAAAUUUUUCAAGACCAUGUUUCUCAACUGAAAAUUUCUGUAUGGAAAAUUCUUAUAUUUUAGUUUUUAAUGUUAAUUUUGAUGGGAAAGGUGAAAAAAAGCUUCCGAGAAAAAAAAAUUGUUUAAAAUGAACUUUUCAGCCCAAAACUUCUUUGAGUUUUUUUCAAGGCCGGAAUGUAAAUUUGACCGCUGGAAAAAAAUUGAUUUCAAACCUAAGUUUGACGGAAUUUUUAAAAAUUAAAAUCACAAAAUUCGUUCUUUUUUAAAUUUUAAAUGUUCAUAGUUCAAAGAAAUAUCAAAAAAAUGAUUUUUUUCUAAUUUAUCGAUUUUUCUCAUAUUUUUUUCAAUUUCCAGGUGGUCGGCGACCGCAUAGAACACGCCAUUGUACAUCUAUGUGGCCGGGAAAAAGCUUCUGAAUUCCUUCCUUCAGAAGACGUCGGGAAUAUUCUGAAGGAAAUGAAAGUCUUCAAGGCGAAAAGAAACAAAAUAAAGGUUUUGUAGGCCUCAAAAAUUGAGAUGAUAUUGAAUUUAGCUUGGAAGCUCUCAUGACGUCGGAAUUUGGGUUUCGGUGGUUGAGGAUCGUGGCUACCGGCCGUUGGCUUACUGUAAGCUUUGUUUGUAGUUUGAUAGAGGUCUGGUUUAAAGGAGCAUACGGGCUGGUCUCAAGGCGAAGAGGCGUUUUAGUUUCAUUUCGAGUUCCAGAAAGGCUUUAUAUGAAGACCAUAGUCUGUUCAGAUUUUGAAUGUCAAGUGGUCCCUAAAGCUCCGCCUCCUAAUAGCGCGAUUAAACCAAUCAGAGAGCGAGCCAGCCCAUAGAGCGUUUUCUAAUGACGUCAUUGUAUAGUCCGUUUUCCGCCUCUUGAAAGGAUGCUACUUCUCUGCGCCCUCCUCGUAUCUCGACAACCCUCUCAUUUGUUGACGUGCUAUUUUCAUGUUUCUCUGGCCUCGCCGGUGAGGGAACAAUGAGACGCAGACACUCGAAAAAUGUCAAGUCGCGGCGAACGAACUAAACUUGACAUUCAAAAUCUUAACAGACUAUAUACUUCAAUUUCGAAAAGAGCUUUUCCAGCCGCCAAGGAGAUGAAGAAAAUGCUCGAAACGAUCAGAAAAACGGAGGACGAAGCACUGAAAAAGAAAUUCAUGCAGAAUAUCACCAGGGAACUCAAUAAUGUUCAUGUGAGUUCAUGAGGAUUUGCUGGAUUUUUCAUGGAAAAAAGCUGGAACUAUUUCAUUGAAUACGUUUCGUCCAAAAUUAGAAAGACCGUAUGGCUUUCAUCGAAAAAUGGGUCUUGACACGAUUAUAAAAGAAGACAGUGUAGAGUUCGAGGAGAGCGCAGACAGGCCACGCCCCCUUCACGUCCCAAGCUAACCCCUAAUCGGUCAUAUUUACAUAACGGGUUUAUUACCUCGAUUUGAAAGCCAAAAAGGCGGUAAACAAACAGAAAAAAAAAUUUAGUGUUAGAGUGAAAAUUCAAAGGAUACAAUAAAAAGUUCUGUUCUCGAUGAAAAAAAUUCCUUUUUUUGCUUCAGAAAUAAGAAUUUAUCUCUUACUGGCUCAAGAACCUCCAAACUGAGAACGUACUAAAAUUUCGAAAAAAAAUCAAGAAAAAAAUUUCUUUUGUUUAGACCGACUUUGCUCCACUAAAAAAAAAGUUUGGUUUUUAAGGAUUUUUUUUCUUCAGUAAUCCUGAACGUGGGCGGAGCUUAAAAAAGCCUGGUUCUAAAUAUUCAGGUGAUUGUCCGCUAUCUGUUAUUGCAAGGAGAGCUCUUAGGAACGUGGGAGGAGUUUUUACACCAAUGGUUUCUUGAAACUCUUAGGAAACGUGUUGAUAAUUUCAUUUUUCAUUAUCUUUCUCAGAUCGCCAACGAUGAGAUCGAUUUCGGGACGGGAAUCGAAUUCGGCCAUUGGCUCUUCCUCGCCAACAUCCCUCAGGUCGGUAUAGUUCGAAAAACAGUACCAAAUUCCAAUUAACGUUCUUUGAAUCUCGUACAUUUUACGGCGAAAAAGAAGUGGAUUUGCAAAAAGUUUCGCAGAGAGAAAGAUUAAGGGAUCCUUUUUUUGGGAACUGGUAGGUUGGAUAGGAUUAUCAAAAAAAAAUCGGAUAAAUCUACUGUUUUAUUGGGGGUGGCUUGAGCGCGGAUCUUUUUUGCCCCCGACCUUGAAGUGGCUUGCGCGCGAUCGCACUGGACAGCUUUUGACCAUUGUUUUGACCAUUUUGAGGUUAUCUGAAUAGGUGUAAUGAAACAAUUUUUGUCAAGUUGAAAUCCCAUUCUUGACUUUUGAAUCGCUUCCGAUUUUAAAACUUCACUUUAAUCUUCACUCGACCUGCAGCGGCUUGCGCGCCAUCGCACUGGACAGCUUUUGAUUAAGAUUUUUAAUUUUUUUGAAACUUUAAGUCAUUGAACAAAAUGAUGUAACGUAACGAAUUCCUUUUCGAAAUCUCAUGGUUGACUUUUGGAUCGCUUCCGACCUCAAAAUUUUGCUUUAUGCUUCACCCGACCUGAAACGGUUUGCGCGCGACUGCAUAGUCACGAGUUUCUAGCUUAAAACCGCGACGCUUUGAGCCAUUGCAAGUGCGACCAAGAUGGUUCUUGAUUUUUUUUAAACAAAAAUUUCGGAAUUCUGUCAUUCUUAUGGAUAUUUUUCCUUACAAAUAACUUUUUUUUUGGGAAAAAAAAUUUUCUACAUUUCUAUGAUUUUUGUUGCAAAUCUAUUUACAAAAAUUAGAAAAACUGACAUUUUCCAAAAUAAGCACUAGGAAAAAGGCUGUUGAACUUGAAGAAUGGUCUGCCAAUUCUUGAAUCGUAUAAUCGAAUUAACUAACUCGUGUUUUUUUACCCUCCAAAAUUUUCAACCUUGACUUUUCUUGUGAGUUUUGUCUACGAAUAAGCGCGUUAGGGACUAGUUUUUUCAGAUAAAUUGCGCGUGGUUUUGAAGUUUUCUAAUCAAUUAGGUGAUAGUUGGGAAAUGAUGAGGAAGAAGAAAAAAGGAAAAAGUAAAUCAAAUAUGAAAGGAAAAUUGAAUGAGAGGCUUGAAAAUUGACCCAAUUUGAAUCGCGAUUUGUUUUAUUUUAAACUGCGCUCUUAGGAAGUCCAGAGCGGUCCCUAUAGGGGCAAUUUUAGGGACCACUUUACCAGGCCUGUAGUGACCACUAAAGCUAGCAAAAGUGGUCCCUAUAGAGGUUUUAGUUAGUGACCCCUAUUGUGGACAUGCGUCGAUAACUUUACGAACUCUUAGCGAAUAAGCAUUUCCAAAAACUGAAAGAAUAACCUUUUUGAAUGAAAUUGAACGACCCUUAUAGGGGCCACUUGAGAUUAAGGGGCUAAAGGGUGAGACCCUACCUUGAUUUUACCCCUAUAGGGACCACUUUUUCGGUCAGUAUAGGGGCUGAUUUUCUCCCUAACCCCUAUAGGGACCACUCUGCAAUUCCUAAGUAUCACUCGGCUAGACGGAAAAUUUUUUAGGAAUGCCAGAGUUUUCCCUAGAGGGGCAGUUUUAGAGGCCCACGAAAGCUAUAUUCUACACUAAGAAUAACUGACGAGAUAAACGCGAGGUCGGUGGCGGUACAUUGACUAACUCGCAAAAAUGUCGCUUUUUUCUAGGCGCGAUCCCGCAUUUCUCUCGGCGCGACCUCGCAUUUUUCACGGCGCCAUCUCGCAUUUAUCUUGCAUUUCGGAAAUUUUCAAAUUGCGAGAGAAAUGCGAGCUCGCGCAUAGAAAAAUGCGAGCUCGCGCCCAGAAAAAUGCGAGACCGGCGCGAGAAAAAAUGCGAGAUGUUUGCGAGCUCGUCAAUGUACCGCCAGUGUCUCGCGUUUAUCUCGGCAGUUAUUCUUAGUGUAGUGAUUGACACCAGAGCUCGCCACCCCUCUAGGGAACACUAUUUUGUUCCCUGUAGAAGCUGUUUCCCCCCUAACCCCUUCAGGGACCACUUUGGCGCUCCUAAGAGAGCAAUCUCGACAAACUGAUGUAAGAAAAAAUGUAGUUUGUCCUCUGAAUCAUCAAAAAAUCUGUUUUAUAGGUUGAAAACAUGUGCAAAGUUUCUCUAACAACCUCCUACAAGCUUCUCGGACGUCAUUCUCACAUCGAAACCCUGGAAAAGACCCUGAAAUUACGAAAAUCUGUCAGUUUGUAA